AUGGGUCGAAAUAAGCUUCCAAUGAAAAGAAUCGAGAACAACACAAGCAGAUUGGUCACAUUUUGCAAACGUAGAAAUGGACUCAUUAAGAAGGCUUAUGAGCUCUCGGUUUUAUGUGAUAUCGACAUUGCUCUCAUCAUGUUUUCUCCAUCAGGUCGCCUUAACCACUUUUCCUGUAAACGAAGAACCGAAGAUGUACUCAAUCGAUUCGUAAAUCUCUCCGACUCUGAUAGAGGAAGUGUGAUUCAACAUAGAGAGUAUUUGAACAGCCUCCUAAGCAAGAUCAGGAGUGAAAAUGAUUUGGCCAUCCAUAUUCCUUGGAUAUUUGAGCCAGAUCCAACGAACUUUACAUCACUUUAUGAUUAUGAAUCCUAUGAGAAGUUACUUUAUAAGACAUUGGACCAAGUUACACAACGCAAGGAAUAUUUGUUAAGUAACCAGCCACCUGCAUACCAUUCAAGUGUAUUACAGGCAAAAAAGUAUAACACUAUAAAUGCAAGUUAUGUAAGCAUGAUAUAUAAAAAUACCAUGGGAGAAAGUUCAUCCAAAAAUGAGGAUCUCAAUUGUUGGCCCGAAAAUGUUUGUGAUGGUACAAAUCGAAUGGAUGGACAAACCCACGCAAAUAUGUUUACCUCAAGUUCACCUGAAAACACCUAUGAAGUCACUAGGAACCAAUUGUCAGAUGCAAUAUUUGACCCAUUGCCAAAAUCAACAAUGAAUGAGGAACCACAUAGCAUUGAAGGGUUUCAGGGUUGUAACCAAGAGAGCCUGUGGCAUCAGUCAACUGAUGAGCUGCUAUCUUCUCUUAUGACACAUGAUGUCACUUUCUCAGUGACCAAGGUUCCUGAUUUAUAA
Molecule: messenger RNA, 855 nt
Organism: Lactuca sativa (garden lettuce)
Lineage: Eukaryota; Viridiplantae; Streptophyta; Magnoliopsida; Asterales; Asteraceae
Product: agamous-like MADS-box protein AGL104
Biological process (GO): positive regulation of transcription by RNA polymerase II
Molecular function (GO): protein dimerization activity; RNA polymerase II transcription regulatory region sequence-specific DNA binding
Source: RefSeq, a predicted model, not a curated record